CUUGUUCAUAUAUUUUUUGGCCAACGUUCACCGUCAACGUCAACAUUGUUCCCAUUGAGAUAAUUAAACUGAUAUACUAAUUUUUGAAUUUGCUGAAUGUUUCUUGUUGCGGGGUCGCGAGUAUCUGUAGGCUUUGAUUUUAUGAAAAAUGGAGUCGCGGAAAAAAGUUUGGGAAUCACUGUCUGGUAACCGGACGAGCCAUAUAAUCAAGCCGUCCUAUCGGUUUUCCUCUCCCCCGGAUAAAUAUGUGAAUCCUAUCCUAGGAGAAGCGCUAAAGUAAACAGUUUUCAUAUUGUGCCUGAUCAUAUUAAUCAGCAUAAUUUAUCCUGUUUGCACGUAUUGAGGAUAUCCUUAUCACUAGAUGUCGCUCGCCAUCUAAAUGAAAAAAUCACAGUGGUUCUACUCACUUGUCUAGUUCCGGUUGCUAAUUAAUAUGUUGUUAUUUUCAUGAUUGUGUAUUUUGAAUUAUUAUAAUUGUUUGUCUCAUAUAAUCGUUUCUUUGCUUUAUCAGGUGUUUGAAUUCACCAACAGGGUGUCGCUGAGUCUUUCGCGAGCACUCCGCUUUCCGUUUUGCUAGUUUUUUUAAUAUACGGGGUGUCCGUAAAGUACCUUUACAAUUCAAUUUGGUACAAAGUAAGUUGCCAAUACAUCUUAACCAGGUUUGUUGUAUUUUAAUCAGUAAUUGUUCAAGUAUUCGAUACAUCUGUAAGGCCAAAACAAUAUAUGGUAUCAAUAAAUUCCCUUUACUAGUUCAUAAAAAAAAAAUUAGAACGUAUGGACACCCGUUCUGUCUUUAUUGCCUGACAUUGAUUCUUGCACGAUUUUAAUGAUUGACAAUAGAAAUACAAGUACCCUGACUUGACAGAUGUCCUUCUACGAAUAAUCCAGUCGAUCUUUGCAAGGCAUCCGAAAUAGUUUAUGAAUGCAUCGUAAGGAUCCAAAUCGUGUCCGGAUGGAGAAAUUUGUUGCGUAGGAUCAAAUGAAUGUUUUCCAACAGGCUGUAAAAACGCCAUCGAUCUGAAAACAUGAAAUGAUCAGCGGAAACUCUGCAUGAACGAUGAUUCUAUUGACGGCUUUACAUGCCAAUGCCCACUGGGAUACAGCGGAUUGAUGUGUGCCAACCAAUUGCCGGUUUUGAUGCGAAAUGUUCAUUUCCCGAAGUUUCUGGAGAUACUUGUGAUGAGUUUGAAACCACCCCGACCUGUACAAAAGCUGACGAUUGUGAAGACGAUGAAGUAUGCUGUUCAACAGGUUGUGGAACGGAUUGUGUGAAACUUUCAAAUAAGAAACCACCACGAAAGAUUUCAAAAUUCGCUCUCACUGCACUCCUACUGAGUUUAACAAAUCGUCCCAACCAAACUGUACUAAGAGCACCAUUUGUACAAGUACCACCAGCCGUGCCAGCGGUAAAUUUGCUCCAGCAUUUACAGGUGCAGCAUGUGGUUACGGAGAAGCUCUAAUUCAUGGAUGUCCAGAUGUAUGUCAAGGUGCUCGCUGCGUGAAUAAUGGGUCUGCAAUUUGUAGAGUUCACCCAUGCAAUGGGUGCACGACAAGGUGGUACAAUCGCCAGGGAAAUGAUGUCACAGCAUACUGUGGCCAAGUCGUGGGAUAAGAAUGGAUAUCAAAAUAAAUGCUAAAGGUGAAAGCAUCUACUGACUAGUUGAAAUUACGGUCUCAAAUUAAAUAAGGACGCAACAAGAUGUGUAAACUUUGACACUGAAAAUUUGCACGAAACUUCUGGAAGAUUUAACAUUUGGAUUUAAAAAACUUCGAAAUUGAAAAUACAACAACAGGCUAUAAAUUCAGUCAA
Styela clava is the source of this 1810-nucleotide messenger RNA. The record is from RefSeq and is a predicted model, not a curated record. Lineage: Eukaryota; Metazoa; Chordata; Ascidiacea; Stolidobranchia; Styelidae.